Messenger RNA from Oncorhynchus nerka (sockeye salmon), 2251 nucleotides. Its product is annotated as cell division cycle protein 20 homolog B-like. The record is from RefSeq and is a predicted model, not a curated record. The transcript is spliced from 12 exons. Gene Ontology annotation, cellular component: anaphase-promoting complex. Lineage: Eukaryota; Metazoa; Chordata; Actinopteri; Salmoniformes; Salmonidae. Gene Ontology annotation, biological process: positive regulation of anaphase-promoting complex-dependent catabolic process; positive regulation of ubiquitin protein ligase activity; anaphase-promoting complex-dependent catabolic process. Bases 85 to 1581 code for a protein of 498 amino acids. Gene Ontology annotation, molecular function: ubiquitin ligase activator activity; protein binding; anaphase-promoting complex binding.
CCACAGUGGAUCGAAAGGGUAACAAGUUAGGCUACUACUGUCAUUCAGUACAGUUCGCAAGAUAUUUUAUAUUGUUAAGCUAACAUGGACUGGAAGUUGAAUAGAUAUUCGCGUUUUAAAGUGAAAACCGAGGACACGGUGCUUUGGGAGAACAUCACGAGGAGGCUGCUGGUGGAUUUCAGGACGAAGAGGAGACAUUGCUCCGUUCCUACAUCACAAAAGACAGGCACCGAGGCGCCUCAUCUCUCAUCAUCGUACAAGCGCUUCAAGAGUCGGAUGGUGACCAGGCGGCUGAGCGCAGAGCAGCCUUUAGCCAGUAGCCCCAUGGUCGCCAGGGGGCGCCAUUCUCCCUGCCGAGAGAUCGACACGGUCUGUCAGAGACUGUCUCUGGAUUCACCGUCAGGGGGCGCAGCGAGAACAAAACUGACACAAGAGCAGAGCACAGAGACAAGCCUUCAAGACACAGUGACGGAGGCUGUAGUGUCAGACCUAUCGCAGCAUGUCGUCAGACCUGUCACCGCGUCGACCACUUACAGGAGGAAUGUGCCUAAACAGGAUUGGGUGUGGUCUGCUUCUGGAGAACAGGACAGAAGCUCAGAGAAGCCAUUCUCUGUCAUGUAUCUGGCUCCCUCUACUCCAGACCAGUCUAAACCACAGCUGACUCUGGCACUGCCCUCUCUGCAGGAUGACUACUACAGCCACCCGUUGGACUGGAGUAACAGUGGAAUCGUGGCCAUGGCCCUGGGGUGCGACGUGUUCCUGUGCAAGGCAGACACACUCACUCUGCAGGGCUGCAUCCAUCCCAGAGCAGCACCUUCUCUCCCACUGAGCCUGUCUCACUCGGUCUCUUCUGUGUCCUGGAGCAGAGAUGGAUGUAUACUGGGCAUCGGAACCAAGGAGGGCAACGUGCAGCUGUGGGAUGUGGAGAAGAGGACCAGACUGAGAACUAUAACGUCACACCUCUCUGGAGUGGGGGCGCUUAGCUGGAACCAACACGUACUCAGCAGCGGUUCUGUUCUCGGGCUAAUCCAUCACCAUGACUACCGACUUGACCCCCCGACAGUGGGUGUGUUCCAACAACAAGGGGCCGUGUGCGGGCUGGAGUGGGCGCCGCAAGGAGAUUGGCUGGCCAGUGGCUCAAUAGACGGCCUCCUCAACAUCUGGACCAAUGACCUGGGGUCUAAGACGAAGACACACCCACCUGCUAGGACAAUGACACAACCCAGUGCGGUCAAGGCUAUGGCAUGGUGUCCUUGGCAGAAGGAGCUGAUCGCCACGGGAGGGGGGCAGAGCGACGGUGUUCUGAGGAUCUGGAAUAACCAAUCAGGUACCUGCGUUGACUCCGCCCAGACCAACUCACAGGUGUGUUCCGUGGUCUGGUCAGAGGAGAGGAAGGCUCUGUUCACUGGCCAUGGUCUUCCUCAUCACCAUAUAACCUGCUGGAGCCCCUCCCCCUCACUGGAAGAGACCUACCAGCUACAUGGUCACAUGGGUCGUGUUUUGCACCUGGCCCUCAGUCCCAAUGGAACCAAGCUCCUCUCAGCUGGAGCAGACUGUCUGGGCCAUGUCUGGAACACCUAGGACACCUAAAACACCUAGGACACCUAAAACACCUAGGACACCUAAAACAUCUAGGACACCUAAAACAUCUAGGACACCUAGGACCCCUAGAAGUAAGCUCCUUUCCCUUUCUCUGAGCUGGGGCAGACUCUCUGAGCCAUGUCUGGAACUCCUAGAAUCAACACAGACAUGCAGACGCAUGCACACACACACACACACACACACACACACACACACACACACACACACACACACACACACACACACACACACACACACACACACAUUCAAUAAGGUAUGUAUGGGCUGUUCUCGUGAGAAAUGAUUCAGGUGCUUGAGGUUUGACUUUCAACACAACAAAUCCUCUCAGAGCCAGAUGAAAUGGCAACUGAGCUUUUCUGAGAGAUGUAUGUGAAUCAAAUAAAAUGUAAUUGUAUUGGUCACAUACACGUGUUUAGCAGAUGUUAUUGCGUGUGUAGCGAAAUGCUUGUAUAGUCAGACCUGGUCACGACUGGUUGUAGCUGAACUUUCCCAGUUAUUUGUCUAAAGGCAUCGUUCAGUUGUAUGAUCAGUCAAAUGAUUGGAUAUCUUUGUGAUAGCAUGUUCAUUUGAUGUUUUGUGGUGUAUUUUUUUAAUAAAUUAAAAAUAACUGUAUAAAUAUGUUUCUUUGAUGAAACAAGAGUAAGCAUUU